AUGUUGCCAGCGUUAUCGAGCAAUAGUGCACAUCAACUACAUUUGGAUAACAACAACAGCGCAUCACAUCAACAGCAGCAACAACAAGCAUUGGAGCACUCUCAACAGCAGCAGCAACAGCAACGCUCCAACAAACGCAGCGCCAGCAUGAUAUUUCGCAUCGAACACCUGCUGCCAAGCACCAGUCGCGGACCACCACCCAAUGUACCUACUUCAAGCGAACAUCUAAUGAGUGAUCGACAGUCACCGACAUACACGAUAUCCACUGGCGCUACCAGCAGCACUUCCACCACAACUACCGCCAAGCGUGCCAAGCAACGAGCUACUUGUAACGGUGUGCUCCUGUCACUAUUCACGCCGAAGGAUACGUUAUCCGAGGCCAUACCAACAUAUGCGCUGAUGAGCGCUGGUAACAUGACGGGCAGUGAGCAGCCCGUUAUGGCAUAUUGCACGCUCUCUGAAGGUGUGUUGCGCAUGAGUCCGGAACUCUUGCGACGCAUAAAGCUCUCGGAGGACAUACAUAGUUAUAAUGCGCUGUUCGAAUUGCAACCGGGUGGUGCGGUGCAUGUGCGUACCGUGCGCGAUGUGGCGCGUGAUGAGGAACUCGUGGCGUGGUUUGGCGAAGAGAUUGCUCUGCUGAUGUCCAUACCAUUUCUGACGCCGCUAAAUAUUCAAGGCAAUAAACGCUACACUUGUCAUCUCUGUCAACUAACUUUUGAAACACCCAAUCCGUUAAAGAUUCAUUUGGCUCUCGGCUGCGGUCGCCACUCCAUGGACAUACUCUGGAUACGCUUACACUACGCGCUGAAAGCAACUAGCUAUACACAACAUCAUCGACAGUUAUUCGCAACCUCGACGACACUAAGUGCAACCCAAACGCCGCUCUUAAAGCACUCGCCAAGUGCCGCUCCUUCGAGCACUUCGUCAAUCUCACCCGCGUCAUCGCCACAACCCGCAUCGCUGGCACAGCCAACCACAGCGCAGGCCCAGCCACAACAUCAACCACAAGUACAACGUUUGUCUGCCUUUAAACCCGUCCCUCCAUCCAUAGCAUUCACCGCCGCCGUAUCGACGAGCUCCUUUAGCAACCCACACUCACACACCAGCACUGCUGUGAGCCCCAGCACAGCACUGUCGUACCUGCCACCGAUCGCCUCUGUUGGUGGUACUUUGUCCCAUAUGCGCCUACUACAGCCGAGUAGCAGUAUAGGCAUGGGCCCCACAAAUUCUCUAAAUGCUGCUGCACAAAUCGAAGCGAUCGUUAGCAAUAUGGGCGCCUCGAAACAGGGUCAUCUCUGCAUCUACUGCGGCAAAGUAUAUUCUCGGAAGUAUGGUCUGAAAAUUCAUAUUCGCACACAUACAGGCUUCAAGCCGCUCAAGUGUAAGUUCUGUCUGCGCCCCUUCGGUGAUCCAAGUAACUUGAAUAAACACGUUCGCUUACAUCUGCAAUCCAACGUAAGCAAUGCGCCAGUUGAGGGGUACAAAUGCACGCUGUGCAACAAAACAUUGGCAAGAAGGCGCGAUCUCCAGCGUCAUAUUGAAUCGCGGCACUCCGGCGAUGGGGGCAGCUCCUGA
Bactrocera tryoni is the source of this 1575-nucleotide messenger RNA. It is a transcript of the gene Prdm13, whose product is annotated as protein snail. Gene Ontology annotation, cellular component: nucleus. The record is from RefSeq and is a predicted model, not a curated record. The transcript has 2 exons. Lineage: Eukaryota; Metazoa; Arthropoda; Insecta; Diptera; Tephritidae. Bases 1 to 1575 code for a protein of 524 amino acids.